UUUUAGAAUUAUUUGUUAAACGAAAUAAUAAUAAUCAGUGAGUGAACUAUUAAGAAAUGUCGUUUUUCGAUCACAAAGUUGCCCUUGUAACCGGUGGAGCAAGUGGAAUUGGAUUGUCUAUUAUACAAAAAUUACUACAGAAUGGAAUUAAGGGAGUUACAGGAGUCGAUAUUUCAGAUGAAGAUUUGGAGAAGGCUGAGAAGGUUUGCAAUACAAAUUAUCCCAAUAAAACGUUAUUUAUGAAGGUUGACGUAACUAAACCACAACACCUUGAAGAUGCCUUUGAAAAGACAAUACACAAAUUUAAAAAUCUCGAUGUUGUUGUUAAUAAUGCUGGUAUUAUAGAUGAAGUCCAGUGGGAAAAAACACUUGCUGUUAAUUUGGAAGCUGUCAUUAGAGGUUGUUAUUUAGCAAAGGAUAAAUACUUCCCUAGCUAUAAAUCUGGAGACGAAGGAAUAAUCAUCAACGUUUCUUCUGUUACUGGAUUUAAAGUAGUCGAAAAUAUGCCAGUAUACUGUGCUACAAAACAUGGAGUAAUUGGUUUAGGAAAGGCGCUAGGGGCACAAAACAGUAAAACUAAAGUAAUAACUAUUUGCCCCGGACUGGUAUCGACUUCACUUCAUCAGAAAAUUGUUGCACUAAAACCGACAAUUCCGAAUUGGGCUGAUUCUGUUAGAAGUUUAAAACCCACAUCCCCAGAGUUUUUAGCAGAGUCGGUGAUCAAAUUAAUGCGAGAAGGUAAACACGGUUCUAUAUGGAUGAUUGAGAAUGAGAAUCUACCUUAUGAAGUUAAUUAUUAAUAACAAGUAAAUAGUGAUUCACAAAAACAUUUUAAUAAAUGAGUAUUUUCUAACAAACAAUACUAAAUCAAUAAUGUAAAGGUAAUAUGUACUCAUCAAGUCAUAAAUACUAACAUUAUUAUAUAAAAAUAAUAAUUAAUAAAUAAUAAUAAUUACCUA
Anoplophora glabripennis (Asian longhorned beetle) is the source of this 959-nucleotide messenger RNA. RefSeq names its product 15-hydroxyprostaglandin dehydrogenase [NAD(+)]-like. Bases 57 to 800 code for a protein of 247 amino acids. The record is from RefSeq and is a predicted model, not a curated record. Gene Ontology annotation, cellular component: cytoplasm. The transcript has 6 exons. Lineage: Eukaryota; Metazoa; Arthropoda; Insecta; Coleoptera; Cerambycidae. Gene Ontology annotation, molecular function: oxidoreductase activity, acting on the CH-OH group of donors, NAD or NADP as acceptor.